AUGUUGCGUUCCAUUACAGAAGACCUGCGGGAAAAGCUUCUACAGUGUCUCCCGACGUACAUGGUGCCCACGCUGUACAUCCCAAUGGAGACGAUGCCCACCAAUGCCUCGGGGAAGCUCGACAGGCGGGCCCUACGCACAUAUCUGGACUGCCUCUGGACAUCAGACCUGCAACAAUAUAUGCCAAACGCAGGGCCUAAAGCAGCGCCCUCGACGGAGAUGGAGCACCGGUUGCGUGACUGGUGGGCCGAAACGCUGGCCAUUGCGCCAGACACCAUCGGCCGCGAGGAUGACUUCUUCCAGAUUGGCGGUGAUUCUGUCGCCGCAAUGCGCAUGGUGGCGCUCCCCGAGGCGCGCGAACACCACCUCACUGUGGCGGAGAUCUUCAAACAUCCCAUUCUCGCGGAUCUCGCCCGGGCUCUGCAAGGACGGGCCAUGGAGACCACGGAGAAGCAUACCGAAGAGGCCGAUUCGGAACCCUUUGCCCUGUGGCAAGUCCCUGAAGACGCGCAAUCGAACGGACGCACUCUUCAACAACGACUCGCGCGCAUUGCCCAACAAUGUGGUGUCACGGUGGAGGAUAUCGAGGACGUCUACCCAUGUACCUCUAUCCAGGAAGGCCUUAUUGCAAUUACCGCACACCAGCCCACAGCCUACGUGAGUCGACAGGUGUACCGACUGGGCGGCUCGAUCGACGUGGAUCGCUUCCAGGCAGCCUGGCACACGUUGGCCACCGUAACCCCCAUCCUGCGCACGCGCAUCGUGGUAAACCCGGAGGAGGACAGUGAGGGCAGAUCGUUGCAAGUGGUGGUUCGACGGCCCCUGGUCUGGCACCACAGCACCGACCUCGACCAGUAUGUAGCUGUGGAUGAGGCGCAGGGCAUCCAACUCGGUCAGCCCCUGGUGCGCUUUGCGCUGGUACAGCAUGCAAACGAACGCUUUCUGGUUUGGACGGCGCAUCACAGCAUCUAUGACGGGUGGAGCGCUGCCCUGCUGUACCGACGUCUAGUUGAUAUCUACCUACACGACCGCAUCCCUCCCAUAGUUCCCUACACCCGGUUCAUCCGGCAUCUGCUGCGCCGUGACCCUACCUCUGACGCUCACUACUGGUCGACGCAGCUCCAGGGAGACCUGGUCGUCAACUGGCCCCCGUUGCCCCGGGCAGACUAUCAGCCCCGGCCCAUGCACCGCGACGUCUAUACGAUGCGCCUGCCGCGCUCGACGAGCCACCACCACUCCGCCUCGCUGCUUCCCACCAUCAUCCGUGCCGCAUGGGCGAUAGUCAUGGCUAAACAGGCGGGUCAAGGCCAUUGCGUGGUGUUCGGGAUGACGCUCGCCGGCCGCAAUCUGCCGGUGUGGCAGGUGGCCGAACUGGCGGCCCCGACGAUCACCACCGUGCCGGUGCGCGUCGACGUCGACCCUAACCAGACAGUGCAUGACUUCCUGCACGCGGUGCAACAGCAGGCGACGGAGAUGAUGGAGUUCGAGCACGCCGGCUUGCACGGGAUUGGCAAGCUGGUGCCCGCGCUGCGCCCCGUGCUCGAGGUGCGCAAUCUGCUGGCCAUCCAGGCGGAUUGGGGUGAUGAGGGGGCUGAGUUGCCCGGUCUGGAGGCGCUGCCGGUGAAUUUGCAGGGCUUCGACAUCUACGGCUUGACUGUGCAGUGCUCGCUCGGCGAGGACUCCAUCACCGUGGAGACGCGCUACGACGAGAAUGUGAUUCCGGGUCCUCACGUCCAGCGACUGGUGCGUGGCUUGGAACAUGUCGUGCAGCAGCUCUACAGCGCCCGCUCCGGCCGCGAGCGAGUGGGCGAUAUCUCCCUUGUCAGCGACGAGGAUAGGGCUUCCAUUCUGCAGUGGAAUCGUGCCGUGCCUCGGCGCAUUGAGCGGUGCAUUCAUCACCUCGUCGCAGAGCAAGUCGCCCAACACCCUGAUGCCCCUGCUAUCUGCGCCUGGGACGGCAAUUUGAGUUAUCAAGAACUGGCGACCCAAGCGAACCAGCUGGCCUGGUAUCUCCAUGGUCUGCAAGUCCACGCGGAGACCAUGGUGGGGGUGUGUAUGGAUAAGUCUAAAUGGGCUGGCUCGGCCAUGCUUGCGGUACUCCAAGCUGGCGGAGUUGUCGUCCCACUGGGGGUGGCCCAUCCCCCGGCUCGUUUGGCCGGUAUCUUGGAGGACACGAAGGCGCAAAUCAUCCUAGUCGAUGCGGAGCAGCGAGACCGACUCGCGAGUCUCUCCGAGAAUAUAGAGCUUAUUGUGGUUGAUGAUACUUUGCUGCACACCCUGCCGCUGCAUGAUGACAUCCUGCAUGCGACUGUCAGCCCGGAGAACGCGGCCUGGGUCAUUUAUACGUCAGGCAGUACAGGGAAGCCCAAGGGAGUAGUCCUGCAACAUCGCGCUCUGUGCAGCAGCAUCCAGGCCCACGGGGCCCGGUUUUCUAUGGGGUCGCACACGCGUACGCUCCAGUUUGCUGCUCAUACCUUCGAUGCCUGUAUCCAAGACUACUUCACCACCCUCACCUGGGGCGGCGUGGUCUGUGUGCCCAGCGAGGCCGAUCGCAUGAGCAACCUGACGCGGGCGAUGCAAGCGAUGGGCGUGACGUUCGCAACCCUGACUUCAACGGUGGCCCGGCUGAUUCAUCCCCCAGAGGUACCAUCGAUGCGGCAGCUGGCCUUGGUCGGCGAACCGGUCAAGCCAGACGUGGUCGCGCAGUGGCUGCCCUAUGUCACUGUGCUGAACGCCUACGGCCCAUCGGAAUGCUCGAUCCACUCGAGUUGCAGUCCACCCUUGACCGAUCCCAAGCAGGCCGCCAUCAUCGGCACCGGCAUGGGCACGCGGCUGUGGGUCGUCGACGUGGCCGACUAUCACCAGCUGUGCCCAAUCGGGGCGCCCGGCGAGCUUCUGAUUGAAGGGCCGUUGCUGGCACGCGAGUAUCUGAACGAUGAGGCCAAGACCCGAGCGGCCUUCGUCGUCGAACCGGCAUUUCUCCACGAACUCGCGCUCUACGACGACCCAGCUGGCCACCCAGCCCACCGACGGCGACGCAUGUAUCGGACAGGAGAUCUGGUGCGUCAAAAUGAGAAUGGAUCUAUCACGCACCUCGGCCGACGUGACACGCAGAUCAAAAUCCGCGGCCAGCGGGUCGAGGUCGGUGAAAUCGAGUAUCAAAUCACCCAGGGGCUGCCGGGUACACGGUCUGUAGCAGUGGAACUAGUGCAGGACCCAGGCGCUGAAUCGGUCAGUCUGACUGCGGUUGUGGAUUUCCACGAAGGCGUGGCUCAUCGCAAGGGAGCUACCCUGGCGCAUGGGUUACUGCAGCCCACGACGGCCCUCAACACGGCCCUACGACAACUGCGCGGCACCCUGUUCCAGCUGCUGCCGACGUACAUGGUCCCGGCGGUGCUGCUCCCAAUUCUAGAGAUGCCGUUGAAUGGCUCGGGCAAGCUGGACCGUCGCGCCAUCAGAGAUCUAGUGACAGCCAUCUCCCCAGCGGACCGCCAGCCCUAUCUGUCGGCGGGCGAAGAACUCGCCGUCGAGCCGGCCACGCCUCUCCAACGCCAGUUGCAGGGGCUCUGGGCCACCGCCUUGCGCUUAUCUGUCUCCCAGAUCAGUGUCCACGACAACUUCUUCCAGAUCGGCGGCGACUCGGUGGUCGCGAUGCGCAUGGUGGCGAGCGGGGCGGGCCGCGAACUGCAAGUCACCGUGGCGGAUCUCUUUCAGCAGCCCCGACUGGUGGAUCUGGCGGAGCGCUUGAGCAACCGAGUGCAGGCCCAGAGCCCAGAGACUCGGGAGCAUGCGGAUCCCGAGCGGUUCUCCUUAUGGUUGGAAGUUGACCGCGCCGACGAGGCGCAGGUGCAAGACCAGCUGCAGGAGAUCGCGAAGCAAUGCGGGACACCCGUGGAGAAGAUCCAGGACGUUUAUCCGUGCACGCCCCUGCAGCAAGGGCUCAUGGCCAUUACAGGUCAACAGUCCUCGGCGUAUGUCAAUCGCCAAGCCUUCACGCUGGACCCGAGUCUGGAUCUCGAUCGCUUCCAGGACGCCUGGCGGUCGCUGGUGGCCGUGACGCCUAUCCUCCGGACGCGCAUUGUCGUCGGCGGCGAGGCUGCCACGGCUCUGCACCAGGUCGUCCUUGAUGAGGAAAUUGUCUGGCACCACAGCAGCAGUCUUGAAGACUAUCUGCGCGCCGACCAGCAGGAGGAAAUGGGAUUGGGAACGCCGCUUGCACGAUACGGGUUGGUGAAAGACCAGGAGUCCGGCGGGCGGUUCUUUGUGUGGACAGCUCACCACAGCUUGUACGAUGGAUGGAGCACCCUUCUGCUGUAUCGACAUCUUGCGAAUAUCUUCCAGACCGGCGAAGUGCCCAUCUCGGUGCCGUUCACUCGAUUUCUCCGGUUUCUCCGUGACCACGAGGAGGAAGAGGAGAACGAUAAUGGUAGAGCACAGGAUCGGGCGGCGUACUGGACACAUCAGCUCCAAGGAGACGUGAUGAGCAACUGGCCUCCCCUGCCUCAUAUCGACUAUCGGCCUCGUCCGGGGUUGGAACGCACACGUCAAGUCUCGCUGCCUGCCCACGGGUCCGGCGGCGACAUGGUGACUGCAUCCAACGUGCUUCGGGCUGCCUGGGCGCUGCUAAUGGCCCAAUACUCGGGCCACGACGAUGUCGUCUUCGCCGCCACAGUAUCAGGUCGGAACGCUCCGGUCCAAGGGAUUGAAAGCAUUGUGGCGCCCACGAUUACCACCGUCCCCGUGCGCGUGCAUAUUGAUUGGACGCAAGAGGUGACCUCGUUUCUUGCCGCGGUGCAAGAGCAGGCCGCGCAAAUGAUCGACUACGAGCAUACAGGACUACAGACAAUCAAGACCCUCAUUCCGCCGGAAUCCGCCCCGACCCUCGACCUGCGAAAUGUGCUAGUGGUGCAGACCGCCGAUGAGGCCGAUGCCCUGCUCCAAUUCCCCGGCGUCCAGCCGUUGACAACCAGCGGGGCGGGCACCGAAUUCGACAGCCAUGCCCUAACUGUGGACUGCACGCUGAGUCCCACCGACCUACGCGUCGCCAUUAGGUACGAUGAAAACAUCGUGCCUACACAUCAGGUGGACCGAAUUCUCGCGCAUCUCGUCCACCUCGUUCAGCAGUUAUAUAACCCCGCCUGCGUCCAAUCCCGCCGUCUGGGCGAUCUCAGCCUGAUCAGCCCAGCGGACCAACAGCUGAUCAUUGAGCACAAUGCACAAGUCGACAUCUCUCGUGUCGAUGGGAUCAUCCACGAGCUAUUCCACAAGCAGGUGCUCGCACGCCCUGGCGCCCCAGCCGUCUGUGGCUGGGAUGGGGACCUGACAUAUCAGGAAUUGUUCGACGAGGCGAUCCGCCUGGCGCACUUCCUUGUGGACGUCCGCGUCGGUCCCGAGAUAAAGGUCGGUCUGUGCAUGAAUAAGUCGAGAUGGGCAAUUGUGGCGAUGCUUGGCACAUUGUUCGCGGGGGGCGUAAUCGUGCCUCUCGGGGUGACGCAUCCUCUCUCGCGAAUCGAGGUGAUUGUCCACGACACCGCGGCCGAUGUUGUUCUUGUGGACGCUGAGCAGCACGCGCGACUCAGCCCCAUGGCUCUCCCUAUUCGCUUGGUUGUCGUCGACGGCAGCCUUCGCAUGACCCUGCCAGCGCAGACCCACGCUCCCGUCACCAGCGUGUCGCCUGACAAUGCCGCCUGGAUUAUCUACACCUCGGGCAGCACAGGAACUCCCAAAGGCGUGGUCCUGGAGCACGGCGGCCUGUGCACGAGCAUGCAAACACAGGCCCUGAAGAUGCAGAUUACCAGCAAGACCCGCGCGCUGCAGUUCUCACCGUUCACCUUUGAUGUCAGUAUCUCCGAUGUCUCAGCCACACUCAUCUACGGAGGCUGCGUGUGUAUCCCGUCCGAGGGUGACCGGCUCAAUGCCCUUGCCGCCACCAUCUGCAGGAUGCAGGUCAAUUUCGCCAGUCUGACCCCUACCGUGGCCCGAUUGCUGUCUCCUGCGGACGCCCCGUCGCUCCGCACCCUGGCCUUGACCGGCGAAGCCCUUACGCCAGAAGUCAUCGCGCUCUGGAGUCUGCCCGGCGUCGCCAUCUACAACACCUACGGCCCGUCCGAGGGAUCAGUCUGCACUGCGCAUGGACCGCUGUUGCGCCCUGAGGAGGCACUAACAAUUGGCACCCCCAUGGCGACGCGUCACUGGGUGGUCCAUCCGCAUAGUCAUCACCAGUUGUGUCCCAUCGGUGCGCCGGGAGAAUUGCUGAUUGAGGGCCCACUGAUGGCCCGAGAGUAUCUGAACAACCCUGAGAAGACGGCCGCAGCCUUUGUGGCCACGCCGGCUUUCUUGUUCUCGCCUUCGGGCUAUCGCAUCUAUCGUACCGGUGAUCUGGUCUGCCAGCACGCGGAUGGAUCCUUCACCUACCUCGGACGACGAGACACGCAGGUCAAGAUUCGGGGCCAACGCGUGGAGAUCGGCGAGAUCGAACACCAGAUCAUGCAGCAGUUGCCCGACGCGCAGACCGCCGUGGUGCAUCUGCUCGAGCACGACGCCAAGAUGUCUCUGGUGGCUGCUAUUGAGUUCCGCAAAGAAAGCGAGCAGACCGAGGAUGCAGUCCUGACGACCCUGCCUCCCACACCGGCCCUACGCUGCGCCUUCAAGGCCCUGCGGCAAGGGCUGCUCAAUGUCCUCCCGACAUAUAUGGUGCCUGCGAUGUAUGUGCCGGUCACAGCAAUCCCGCUUAACGUGUCA
This is a messenger RNA of Aspergillus uvarum CBS 121591, 6741 nucleotides long. RefSeq names its product acetyl-CoA synthetase-like protein. The record is from RefSeq and is a predicted model, not a curated record. Gene Ontology annotation, molecular function: phosphopantetheine binding; catalytic activity. Gene Ontology annotation, cellular component: cytoplasm. NCBI's taxonomy places the organism in Eukaryota, Fungi, Ascomycota, Eurotiomycetes, Eurotiales, Aspergillaceae. Gene Ontology annotation, biological process: secondary metabolite biosynthetic process; amino acid activation for nonribosomal peptide biosynthetic process. The annotation marks the transcript as partial. The transcript has a single exon.